Messenger RNA from Polypterus senegalus (gray bichir), 4214 nucleotides. Its product is annotated as trichohyalin. Bases 26 to 2896 code for a protein of 956 amino acids. Lineage: Eukaryota; Metazoa; Chordata; Cladistia; Polypteriformes; Polypteridae. The record is from RefSeq and is a predicted model, not a curated record. The transcript has 22 exons.
AGACUAUGUUGACACAUUUCAGGAUAUGAUUGUUAAACAUGUUGCAGGAGUGCCUUUGUUGCACUUUGACGAUGUGACUAUAGACAGUGACUUGGAUUCAGUGAGGACAGAAAAAGUCCAGAAGCAGUUUCAGAAAGCUCUUACCACCAGAAAUGGUGCAGUAAAUUGCAGUGGCAGUUUGACCAGUCAAUGGGCUCAAAGUCCUAUGAGGGAAACGUCAAGGUAUGAUUGUUCAGAAAAGACAAUGACAGAUGAUGAAGGUGAUGAUAUGUCUGUGAAAAACAGCUGCACAUUGAGGAUUCAUAGCCCAACAAGGUGGAGCAAGAGCCAAAUGCAAACUAAUCAGCUGUGCCAAAAUGAAGAUUUACAAAAUGUUACUCAGGCAAAGCAAGAUCUUACUGUGAUGGAAGACAGUCUGUUACAGAAGAAAUACGAGUUACGAGAUGCUGAUAAAGCAUUGAGCAGUGUUCUUCAGUUGAGAAAGUAUGCUGUCCAGGAGUUGGAUUCUGUGAAAACAGCCAUCGAGAGGAGUAAAAAAGAGGCAAGAAUUCUUGAAUCACAGUUGAGAGAAAGUAAAAGCCAAGUAGAAGAAACAAGAACAGAGCUGGUGUUCCUGGAAUACAGACGGGACACAUAUCUAAAAGAGGUACAGGCUCUAGAAGAAGAACUGAAACUGCUCAGAAGAAAGUGUUCAGCUGCCCAGAAAAGCCAAAUGGGUACCCAUCAAUAUGAAGCAACAGCUUUCAGCCCAGAAUGGAAAGAAUCUAAGUUCUGUGGCCGGCAAAAUGAAGUCAAGCAGACAAUGCUUGAGAUGCAAGAGUUGGAGCGCCAGCUGAACAAUGCCAAGAGUGAUCUUUUUGCUGAGCAACGCCGCUCCCGUGAAAAAAUUGACCUACUACAAGAGCAAUUGGAGGAGUGUCAGAUUCAGCUUGAAGAACGAGUAGCUGAGGUUUCUGCUCUGCAAGAGGAAAACUGCAGAAUGCAGACAAAACAGCAGCAAGAGAAGCAGACACAGAAGACAACUGAGCAUAUAAGUGCCCUGGAAAGCAAGAAUGAACAUUCCCUUAGUAGCCAGGAUCAAGAUAAACAGUUUCAAUUUCAACUGGAUGAGCGUGAUAGUAAGAUUGCUGGCCUGGAGAAGAUUUUAUCAGAAAAGGAACUUAAAAUGCUCAAACUACGGGAAAACCUAUCAGCCAUGCAGACUGAUCAGGAGACCCUGAAGGCUGCCACUGAGAAAAUUAAACAGGAUUAUGAGAAACAGCUCCAGCAACUUCAGCAUGAUAAAGACAAUGAGAAGGAGCAAGAUAUUGAACAUAUCAAAACUGAACUGAACUUGCUGAAACAGCACGAGAUGCAAAAGCUUAGGGAAAAUUCUGAACAAGAACGAUUUGCUGCUUUGAAGGAACAAUCUGCAUAUUUUACUCAAGAAGUUGGCUCACUAACACAGAAAGUUCAAUUAAAAGAAGAAGAAAUUUUGAAGCUGAUGGAAAUGAUUCGGAAGCAUGAAGAGUCUAUGAAAAAUCUUACUGAAGAUCUGAAAAAGCAAUCCAGACAGCUAGUGCAGGAUGCUGUACAGAGUGAGAAAAAGAAGUGGGAAGAAGAGAAGGCCAAGGAACUUAAACACCAGUAUGAUCUGUGGGAGAAAGAGAGAAAAAGAACUUUGACUGAUAUGCAGGAGGAUCAAGAACGAGAGAGGAGGAAUGCCUUGUCCCUGCAAAAUAAAAUCAUUGAGUUGCAAAAUAGGGUUCAGGAACUUGAAUCUGAAUGCAGGACCUUGCAGAGGGAGAAGCAAGAUGCAGUAAUGGAAGUCCGCAGCUUAAUGAAGGAAGAUAAGCAGCAAGAAGUAAAUCGUAUCAAAACAGAGAUGGAACAGGAAAAGGCACAAGAGGCUGAUCGGUUCAAACUGAAGAUACAGCAGCUGCAAGAUGACUUGCAGAUGUUACGGGCUCGUCUCAGUGAAACAACUCGUCUAGAGAAGGAGAAGGAGGUUCAGGCUGAAAGGCAGGAAAGGAAUCUUGCAAUGGAACUCCAAACGGAAUGUGAGCGUAUCAAGGAUCUUGCACUAAGUUCACGGGGUUGUGCACCAACUGGAUCAUCACAUUUUCGUCAAAGUACUCCGUCUGUCCUGACAGUUCCUCAGGCCCUGCAAGCUUUGCGAGGGGCUUGUGAGGAGCUUUAUCAAAAUAUCAUGGACAUUCAUCAGGAGCUAGAAAGAAGAGGAAUGGCCAUUCAGCAUGUCCACAGAGACAAGGACAGGGAAAUGAAACAACAGCGUGAACGACUACUUUUGGAAAAGGAAGAAGCAUUGAUGGCUCUAAAGGAACGUCUUAUUCAGGAACACAUUGAUGAAAUAAGCAUGCUGCAACGGACCCAACUGGGUGAUUCGGGUAACAGUGAAAAGCAAUCCCUCCGCCAGCAGCUCAGGGAGAAGAACAAUGAACUGAGAGCAAUACAGAGGAACAUGACCAAAUGGAAAGACGAGACCGCUACAAAGCUGGCGUGCAAGUUUGAAGAACAGCUCAAUGGAGAACUUGAAAAGCGACUGUCUCACAGUACAUUAGAGCACCAGCAGAAAAUAGAAAAACUAGAAUCUGAAAUGAGGUGGCUUACAAAGAAGCAAAAUAAAAACACCAAUCUGAGAUCAGCAUCUAGUCCUUCUCUCACUACAACAUCAUCCACAGGUCAUCAAGAAUUUGGUACUUUGAAGCUCCUGCAGCAUCUGAAAAACAGAGUGAAGCAGCUAAGAGCAGAGAAUACAUUGUAUCAUGGCAGCUCCUUGGAUAACUUAGCGUCAGUUCAUGAGGAUUUUUCUGGGACCUACCGUGAAAUGAUGCAAGCUCCAGCAGAGAGGAUGUCUUCCAGAUUCAGAUCAGGCAAAGGAAAGUCUCAUUUCUGAAGGCAGCAUAUGUGAGUUGUUCUUUUUCAGAACAGAAUCCAUUUGCUUUUGAAAUAUUCUCAGGAUUUUUUUGGACAACCUUUUUAUUAGCCAUGACUGAAAAUGAUCUUAUCCUGGCUAGUGAGUUGGACUUUCAACUGCAGAUGUGCCUCAAUGUAAGGCCGUGACGAAUGCUGGGUUUGUGUGCAAUGGAAAUAUGGAGAGUUGGGCCUUCCCAAUGAGAAACUUCACCUCAAUCCCUUUUAAGAAUGUGAAUAUAAUUUUAUCACCCACAUUUUGAGAAUUGUGAUACAGUGCUGACACCAUUUCUCAUUUCAUAUAAAAUAAAGAGAUAAUGAUGCGAUCUGCCAGAAGUGGCAUUUUGUAGUCCCAUUACAUUUGGUGUAAAGUGACACCCACUUAAUGUAUUUUGCUUGCUUUUUAUUUUCACAUAAAAUACAUAAUUUUUAAUUGUUUUUGUGCUAACAAAACCCUGUGUUUCUCCCAAAACUUUGUGCUUAAAUACACAUCAAUUAGAACAAAGUGAGACAACAACAAAUGUUAACCUCAGAAAAUUGUCAUAGCAUAAGAUGGCCUCAGCAGUUACUCAGCCUGUCUGUGCUCUAAUUACAUGUGUACAGUACAGCAUGUACCACUGCAAAUGGCACUGUACAGUAAAAUUGCUCUGGGGUGGCUUUCACCACAAAAAGGAAAUACAUCUGCAGUGAGGGAUUAAAACCAAAGAGUAACCAUCCUUCAUUGUGACACAAUAUAUGAAUAUUGUAUAUGAAUAUUUCUUUUCUAUCAAAAAUCUCUUUAAUGUAAAUAAUGUACAAACAAGUUUAUACGUAGCUUCAAUUAAUGUUGAUUAUUUUAUUCCAUGCAGACUUAGUAAUUGAAAAGUGAAUACAGUAUUUCAGUUUCCUGGAUUAUGCUGAGUAUGUGAAAGCAUGUAGAGUAAUGCAAAGGCUUCAUGGGGCAUGUGCCAGAAACUUAAGAAAUACGUCAGCGUUAACACGGGACUUUCAAACACCUUUUGUCCCCAAGUCAGUCUUUGCAGUGAGCAGGCUGAGUAAAUGACAUAUUUUUGUUAUACUUUUCUAUACAUAUGUAAAGGUGCCUUUAAUUUGUUGUACUUUUUAAUAUUUAUCACAGUGUUAUUAACUGCUAAGAGUUUAUUUUAUAAUGUAAUGGUAAAUACAUUCCAAUGAUUUUGUACAUGUAAUUAACUUAAAAUGUGACUAGGAAGACCCAAACUAAACAUAAUGGAUUUUAUGUCUAUUUUUUAGCAUUGAUUUUUGAAAGUUUUGGUCAAUUUUUGCACUCUUGUUGCUUUUGU